CACUUCCGCUGCCGCAGCAGCUUGGUUCCGAGGUACUAACAUGGCGUCCGCUGUGCUGAAGGUUGCAGCGGCAGGCUUUUCCAGAUGUUCUCGUGCCACCAUCCUGCGAGGACAUUCGACAACUGCCCCCCUCCGCCAGGGUGUCCCUGGAUCGCUGUGGAAGCUGGGGAAGCUGAACCACAUAGCCAUCGCCGUGCCCGACAUGGAGAAAGCCACGGCUCUGUAUCGAGAUGUACUCGGUGCCACUGUGAGCGAAAAGGUCCCCCUGCCGGAGCAUGGCGUUUACACAGUGUUUGUGGAACUGGGCAACACUAAGCUGGAGCUGCUCCAUCCUCUCGGGGAGAAGAGCCCCAUCUCUGGGUUCUUACAGAAAAACAAGUCAGGGGGGAUGCACCACAUUUGUAUUGAGGUGGACGACAUUACCGCUGCGGUGGCCGACUUGAAGUCAAAGAACAUCAGAACCCUGUCGGCAGAGCCUCGGAUAGGCGCUCAUGGGAAACCGGUCAUGUUCCUUCAUCCCAAAGACUGUGACGGUGUGCUGGUGGAGCUGGAACAAGCAUGAGCCUCUCUGAUCUGCAUGAACUGUCGGAGCUCUCCAUGUAUAUCUACAUAUUCGUCAGCCACUUUGACAACACGGUGAUAGAGGUGUUGAAAGCUCUCUAUGGCACUUCUCGUUUCAGAAACUGUGUUCCUAACUCCUGAUUCUGUUUUGCAUUUGUUUGAAUCAUUUAGAGUGGCGUGUUUAGACGGUGUUCAUAAAGAGGAACUUCCACUAACUGCCUGCUUUUUUGUAAAUGCGUUUUUGAAUCGGAGAUUGACAUUUUAAUCUAGCAGAACACAAUGUUCUUCUCCACCGGCUGCAACUUGAAACAAGUGUGUAGCCCGAAGAACGGAUUGUUUCUGGAAAACAGAAGCAAAACUCCCACUCUUGUUCAACAUCCUGGGGAAGUUCAUCGAGCAACAUUUCUGUCACUGAUCAUCAUCAGCCAAAUAUGGUUCUAAAAAAAAGCCUACCAGUAUCAUCCAAUAACACAAGACCAGUGCAAAACAAUUUAUUUAAAAUGAACAUAGCUAAAAUACAAUGCAUUACCUCUCAUAAUGCACAUUUAUAGAACCUCCUGUUAAGCUGUAUAAAAAAACCCUGAAAUGAAUUAUUAUAUUGCAGUGGCAUAAUAUUAUAAACAUUUAAGAAAAUCCAACAUUUAACCUCAAUACAACUGAUAAGGAGAAGGAAAAUAAAACUGUAAAGAAAUUUA
Messenger RNA from Poecilia reticulata (guppy), 1256 nucleotides. It is a transcript of the gene mcee, whose product is annotated as methylmalonyl CoA epimerase. The record is from RefSeq and is a predicted model, not a curated record. Gene Ontology annotation, biological process: L-methylmalonyl-CoA metabolic process. Gene Ontology annotation, cellular component: mitochondrion. Gene Ontology annotation, molecular function: methylmalonyl-CoA epimerase activity. Lineage: Eukaryota; Metazoa; Chordata; Actinopteri; Cyprinodontiformes; Poeciliidae.